CCGGGAGUGAGCUGAGCAGGGAGCUGAGCUGAGCAGGGAGCGAGCAGCGGGCACCGGGCGCGCAGCCAUGAGACCGGCUCUGAGCCCGGGGGCGGCGGCUCCCCCACUCCCCACCUCCCGCAGCGGCAGCAAACGACAGCAGCGGAUCCCCCAGCCCAGCAGCAGGAUGAGUAGUGAGGGUGGCAGUGGCAGUGGGCGUCCCCUGCGGGUGGGCUCGCGGGUGGAGGUGAUUGGCAAGGGUCACCGCGGCACGGUGGCUUACGUGGGUGCCACCAUGUUUGCCUCGGGCAAGUGGGUGGGCGUGAUCCUGGACGAUGCCAGGGGCAAGAACGACGGCACCGUGCAGGGCAAGCGCUACUUCACCUGUGAUGACAACCGCGGCAUCUUUGUCCGCCAGUCCCAGAUCCAGGUUGUGGAGGACAGCGGUGACACCACCUCCCCCGACACUCCCCAGGAACCCACUGCCUCAAAGGUGCCCAAACGAGAGAUGACGGAGACUCCGAAGAUGAGCAAGUUGCGUGGAGCCAAGCCAAAGAAGGCUCCGGCAGCAAGAAAGCAACCUGUCCGCCGCACAAAGCCUGGUCGCAAUGCCAGCUCCACGGUGGGCACGGCAUCCUCCGCCACACCAUCACCCUCCGCUGGAGAGAUGAGCAGCAGUGACACAGGCACGCCCGCACAAACACCGCUCACUACCCUCACCGUCAACACACCCGGCGGCAUGCCCACCCCACAUGGACCAUCCGCUCCACUCUCACCCAAGGAGGAGGAGGGUUUGCGGGCGCAGGUGAAGGACCUGGAGGAGAAGCUGGAGACGUUGAGGAUGAAGAGGAAUGAGGACCGGGCCAAGCUGAAGGAGCUGGAGAAAUGCCGCAUCCAACUGGAGCAGCUGCAUGAGUGGAAGCACAAGAUGCAGGAGCAGCAGGCAGACCUGCAGCGGCAGCUCAAGGAGGCUCGCAAGGAGGCGCGGGAGUCUCUGGAGGCACGGGACCACUACAUGGAGGAGAUGGCAGACACUGCGGAUGCCAUUGAGAUGGCCACACUGGACAAGGAGAUGGCGGAGGAGCGGGCAGAGUCUCUGCAACAGGAGGCUGACGUGCUGCGCGAGAGGCUCGACGAGAUCACCAUCGACCUGGAGAUACUCAAGCACGAGAUCGAGGAGAAGGGCACGGACGGAGCUGCCUCCAGCUACCAGCUCAAGCAGCUGGAGGAGCAGAACGCACGGCUGAAGGAGGCCCUGGUCAGGAUGCGUGACCUGUCUGCGUCUGAGAAGCAGGAACACAGCAAGCUGCAGAAGCUGAUGGAGCGCAAGGGCAGUGAGCUGGAGACACUGCGGCUUCACCGUGACCGGCUGCACGAUGACCUGCAGCGUGCCGAGCUCACCAUCGACGAGCUCAAGGAGCAGGUGGAUGCGGCGCUGGGAGCGGAGGACAUGGUGGAGACGCUGACGGACAGGAACCUAGACCUGGAGGAGAAGGUCCGCGAGCUGCGGGAAACCGUCAUCGACCUGGAGGCCAUCAAUGAGAUGAACGACGAGCUACAGGAAAACGCGCGUGAGACUGAGCUGGAGCUCCGCGAGCAGCUGGACCUGGGGGGCGUCCGUGUACGUGAGGCCGAGCAGCGGGUUGAGGCCGCUCACGAGAGCCUGGCCGACUUCCAGCAGACCAUCCACAAGUACCGGCAGCUCACCGCCCACCUACAGGAGGUGAACCGGGAGCUGCGCUGCCAGCAGGAGGCAACGGUGGAGCGAGCGCAGGAACCCGUGCCCGAGGUCAUCGACUUCAAGAUCAAGUUCGCUGAGACCAAGGCCCACGCAAAGGCGAUUGAGAUGGAGCUGCGUAAGAUGGAGGUACAGGAGGCCAAGCGACACGUGGAGCUGCUGACGUCCUUCAUGCCCGACUCCUUCCUGCAGCACGGAGGUGACCACGACAGUGUACUGGUGCUGCUGCUCAUCCCCCGCCUCGUCUGCAAGUGCCCACGCCGGCACAUCGACAUAGCCCAGCGGUUGUGCAGAGGAAGCAGACAACUCGACAACUUGGACACGAUCGGCUCAUGUCACCAACAACAAGCAAAGUUGCAGCACUUGAGUAUUAACCCCCUGUGGCCACAACCUGCCCGAGGGUCCAGUCCCGACCCCGGCUCCAGUAUUAACAUUGAGGGUCGUCCUUAUGCCCGCGGGUCGGGUCUGGACUCACCUGUGUCCGGGGCGCCGGGCAAGGGCGAGGGCGAGGGGGCAGCGGCGGCAGCAGCGGGUCGGGGUCCGGGCAGAGGCCGGCAGAGGACGAGCAGCAGCGGGACGACGAGGAUCGGCAGCUCCAUCGCGGCUCCGGGUCCGGGUCGAGCGGCGGCGGAGAACGAUGAGGCUGAUGCGAUGGUGAUGUCCAGUGUGGGACAACCACGGGGCUGGGAGCGGAGAGACUACGAUGUGGGCACAGGGUUCAGAGAUGUGGCUGGAGAUGUCACAGCAGAGAUUUACUGA
Messenger RNA from Amblyraja radiata (thorny skate), 2476 nucleotides. RefSeq names its product dynactin subunit 1. NCBI's taxonomy places the organism in Eukaryota, Metazoa, Chordata, Chondrichthyes, Rajiformes, Rajidae. Gene Ontology annotation, cellular component: axon; kinetochore; spindle pole. The record is from RefSeq and is a predicted model, not a curated record. The transcript has 20 exons. Gene Ontology annotation, biological process: establishment of mitotic spindle orientation; nuclear migration. The coding region runs from base 68 to 2476 and encodes 802 amino acids.